ACAAGUCCUCUUUGACUACCCACUUUACUUGGACUAGACAUUUGCAAGCAUCUGCUGUUAAGAGCGUAGGAUUGGACGGAGACAAAAAAAAAUGGAUCAACUUAAUUUUACGGUGGCCACUUUUAACUCGUCUUUUCCAGGACAUCUACCACAUUCCUUCUGGUACUACAAUGGUCUCAUCCCUGCGGUGGUGCUCUCCUUCUGCUUUGUCCUGGGAGUACCUGGAAACCUUGGCGUGAUUCUUCUCAAGUCUAAGUGGAAGAAGAUCUCUAGUCUGAGCCAGAGUUUAAUGCUGAAUCUGGCCAUUUCUGAUCUGCUCGGUUUGCUGAUCCUACCACCAAAGAUAUACGCUUCGUUAUUUGACUGGAAAUUUGGCUUGGUGGCCUGUAAGAUUCUGAAUUAUCUUCUGUACACCAGCAUUUAUGGCAGCCAGUUGACUGUGACUGUGUUAGGCAUUCAGCGUUACCUACAAGUGGUCCAUCAGGAGAAGUGGCAUGAGGGACAACAGCGAGUGCGGCUGGUUCUGCUCUGGAUGGUUGCCUUCAUCCUGUCCAUCCCUGUUCUGGUGGUUCGCGAGGUGAUAACAAACCAGCAGUGGACUGUCUGCCAACCACAGUACUCUUCUGAGGCACAAUGGGUGGUUGUCUUGCUAACAGAGACGCUGUUUGGAUUGUUUUCUGUGUUGCUUGUGGUGAUUUCAUACAUUCGUCUGAACAGGAAAAUUAAACAUGCCGUGUUUUUCAACAAUCCAAAAACAACUCGGCUGAUUACCAGCAUCAUUGAGUUCCUGGAAACAUCGCAGUGAUUCUUUUAAAGCCCAACUGGCAGAACAUGUCCCGCCUGAGCCAGAGUUUGAUGCUCAACUUGGCCAUUUUUGACCUGCUCU
Gambusia affinis (western mosquitofish) is the source of this 886-nucleotide messenger RNA. RefSeq names its product leukotriene B4 receptor 1-like. Gene Ontology annotation, cellular component: membrane. Gene Ontology annotation, molecular function: G protein-coupled receptor activity. Gene Ontology annotation, biological process: G protein-coupled receptor signaling pathway; immune response. The transcript is spliced from 2 exons. The record is from RefSeq and is a predicted model, not a curated record. Bases 92 to 805 code for a protein of 237 amino acids. Lineage: Eukaryota; Metazoa; Chordata; Actinopteri; Cyprinodontiformes; Poeciliidae.